Messenger RNA from Syzygium oleosum, 966 nucleotides. RefSeq lists its product as uncharacterized. Bases 65 to 715 code for a protein of 216 amino acids. The transcript has a single exon. Lineage: Eukaryota; Viridiplantae; Streptophyta; Magnoliopsida; Myrtales; Myrtaceae. The record is from RefSeq and is a predicted model, not a curated record.
GACCCUCCUCUCUAAAAUCAAACAUCUCUCCCUCUCCUUCUGUUCUCUCACUGAUCAGUCAUCCAUGGGCAAUGCAAUAUCACCUUGCUUGCAUCCCAACUCAAGCUCGAAGUCACAGUCUCUGAAGCUAAUCUUCUGGGAAGGAACCACGAGGACGUUGACCGGAAACCGCCCCCGCGUAGCCGGCGAUAUCAUGUUCGAGUGUCCCAACAUGAUGGUCUUGCACGCAGACUCGUUCUUCCUCAGCCGCCCAAUCCCAUUGCUCGCCGUAGACGACGAGCUCAUCCCCGGUCAAACCUACUUUGUUCUUCCGAUCGACUUCUUCUCCGGUGACACCCUAUCUUCCUCCACCAUUGCAUCCCUUUGCUCGAACCCUGGAAAACUGUCCCUCGUGAGCUUCGGCGAUAGCAACGGUCCUUUCCAGUACGUGAAAGGUGAAGACGGGAAGGUCUUGAUUAAGGUUGUCCCAGAGUUCAUCACGAGGUUGAUCGUCGCCAAGAACAAUAAGGACAGUAUUGCAUGCGGUAAUGUCGACGUGGCUGGGAGUCGCGGUUUUCUUUGUAGCACACCAGAGUUGCAAAAGCAUUACGAUCGGUUGGUAGGGUCUAAAGUGCAAGUUUGGUCGCCAAACUUGGAGACUAUAUCGGAGUACAAAACUAGGGCUUUGCCUUGCAAACUUGUAAGGUUGCAGUGGAAGAAGAAAGAAAGGGUUUAAUUUACAAGUUCUUUUAUUUUUUGUUCCUUUUUGACAAUAUGAUUAUAGUUUCCUGAUGUUAUUGAAGAAAAUGGAAGAGCAUAGAUAGCUAGUAGUUGCUACUGAAAACAGUCAUGUUAACCAAGUUUUUGUCACUUCUAAUUUGCCUCUCAAUUGUACAAAAGAGGAGGGAAACAGCUGUUGAUCUAGAAAUAUUUGACGGACUGUUUAAUUUUCAGAAUUCAAUGAACCUCAUCUCUUUUUUGGAUUCA